CACAGCUGUCCCAUCCUCGCCUUCCUUUUCCACCUCGUGACCAAGAUUUUUAGAUUCCAAUACGUUCCAAAAAGGGUCCCAGAUUUUCCUUACACAUGAAACCACCACCACUGCAAAACUACCAUUUGCCGCAUGUGGAAGAAUGGCGUGCAAGUGAGAUACGCACAGGUGGUGGUGCUCCUGACGUCUGUUCUUUGCUUCCCUCGCUCUCUCCAGUCCAGUCCAGGCAGGCAAUGUGGGGGUGGGUGGUGGUGUGAUGUGUGGGGUUUUUCCACAUCGAAACUCGUCUGGGUUCCGCGUGCAGGCAGCAUCCAGGGUUGUUACCCGUCCGUGGUGGGGGGGCUUGUCACAUCGGCCGCCGCCACCACCAGAGGAGUGGGGAGUAGGUACAGCACAGCGCUCCUUUCCUUGUCACAAAGACAUUGUUGCCUGGUGGGCAUGUCGCGCAUCGCAAGGCAAGACACGAAAGACUUCGGGCCAUGUUUUGAGGGGGUAUCGCUUGGUGUGCAUUCUCUAUCUGCUAGACAAUUCUGCCAAAUCCUCAAAAAAAGAAAAAAAAUGAGAAAAAAUGAUGUCAAACAUGACGAGAGACCCGGUACCCUUUUCCAAGAAGUCCUGCUUUCCAUCCAAAAUACAAGGUAUAAGUUGACCCAAGCCAAUAACCAAUAGUGAUACCGCCCGUGCGCUAAAUGCUCAAUAGUCUAAAAAGUACAAACGUGCU
Molecule: messenger RNA, 721 nt
Organism: Microdochium trichocladiopsis
Lineage: Eukaryota; Fungi; Ascomycota; Sordariomycetes; Xylariales; Microdochiaceae
Exons: 1
Coding region: 133-669 (178 amino acids)
Source: RefSeq, a predicted model, not a curated record